This is a messenger RNA of Spodoptera frugiperda (fall armyworm), 829 nucleotides long. RefSeq lists its product as uncharacterized. The record is from RefSeq and is a predicted model, not a curated record. Bases 76 to 792 code for a protein of 238 amino acids. Lineage: Eukaryota; Metazoa; Arthropoda; Insecta; Lepidoptera; Noctuidae. The transcript has 5 exons.
CAUAUAGAACAUAUAUUCAUAUACAACCAGCUAAUACUUCAGUCUGUGGUGUGCCAAUCAAGCUACCACAUCAAGAUGUUAGCAUUAAAAUUGUGCAUAAUUACUAUAAUUUGUGUACAAAAUUCAUUUUGUCGAAAAAUCUUCUGUGAUUCUGAUGAUGACCUUUGCCUGUCAAAUGCAGUGAAUGAAAGGGUCUUCCCAAAGAUCAUAGAAGGGAUCCCUGGUGUCGAACCUUCAGAGCCAAUACAUCUGCCUCGGUUCGAGAUAGUCCUGCCUGAUUUGAAGUAUUCGCUCCUGAACGCUUCUAUGUCUGGUGUAAAAGACUGUACCAUAACAUUCAAAAAACUCAUGAAAGAAUGUAAGUUUGAAUAUGAACCAUGCUGUCCUCGACUGAUUCUACAAUCUGAAUAUGAAGUCGAUGGCAAAGUCGAUGCAGUAUCUGUUAGAGGAAAGGGGACAUUUAAAAUCACUUACGAGGAAAUCUACAUCCAUAUCUUAGUACAUCAAAGAAAAGAAAAAUUCCCAGACAAUAAGGAUCAUUAUCGCAUUUUAGACCACACAAUGCAAUUAGACCUGCGAGGAAACAGCUCAUACGAAUACAGUAACUUGAUAUUUAGCGAAAGUGGCAGAUGUGUGAAAUGUAAUCCAGCGUUGAGGGAGAAAUAUUUUGCCAGAUUCGAAGAAGUCACUCGAGAACCGCUUGUAAAGGCUUUCAUAGACAAAUUGAUGGAAAAUAUUCGAGAUUUUCAUGUAGCGCGGCCUGUGGACGAAUUGUAUUACAAGUACGUUUAAUGUUUGACCGAUUUAUGCGAAUAAACAAAGAAAUGUC